This is a messenger RNA of Dama dama (fallow deer), 1047 nucleotides long. RefSeq names its product melanocortin 3 receptor (gene MC3R). Gene Ontology annotation, biological process: G protein-coupled receptor signaling pathway. The record is from RefSeq and is a predicted model, not a curated record. Lineage: Eukaryota; Metazoa; Chordata; Mammalia; Artiodactyla; Cervidae. Gene Ontology annotation, cellular component: membrane. Gene Ontology annotation, molecular function: melanocyte-stimulating hormone receptor activity; peptide hormone binding. The coding region runs from base 76 to 1047 and encodes 323 amino acids. The transcript has a single exon.
GAAAGCAGCAGCAGCAGACACAGCCUCGGGACCCUGCUGGAGCCCCCACUCCAAUCAGCCAGCUGUCUGUGAGCGAUGAAUGCUUCGUGCUGUCUGCACUCAGCUCAACCAAUGCUGCCUAACAGCUCAGAGCACAUCGCUGCCCCUUCCUUCAGCAACCAGAGCAGCAGCCGCUUCUGCGAGCAGGUCUUCAUCAAGCCCGAGGUCUUCCUGGCCCUGGGCAUCAUCAGCCUGCUGGAAAACAUCCUGGUCAUCCUGGCUGUGGCCAGGAAUGGCAACCUGCACUCCCCCAUGUACUUCUUCCUCUGCAGCCUGGCCGUGGCCGACAUGCUGGUGAGCGUGUCCAACGCCCUGGAGACCAUCAUGAUCGCCGUGGUCAACAGCGACUACCUGAGGUUGGAGGACCAGUUCAUCCAGCACAUGGACAACGUCUUCGACUCCAUGAUCUGCAUCUCCCUGGUGGCCUCCAUCUGCAACCUCCUGGCCAUUGCUGUCGACAGGUACGUCACCAUCUUCUACGCACUCCGCUACCACAGCAUCAUGACCGUGAGGAAGGCACUGGCCCUGAUCGUGGCCAUCUGGCUGGGCUGCGGCAUCUGCGGUGUGGUGUUCAUCGUCUACUCCGAGAGCAAGAUGGUCAUCGUGUGCCUGGUCACCAUGUUUCUUGCUAUGCUGCUGCUCAUGGGCACCCUCUAUGUGCACAUGCUCCUCUUCGCCCGGCUGCAUGUCAAGCGCAUCGCCGCGCUGCCACCGGCUGAUGGAGCGGCCCCGCAGCAGCACUCCUGCAUGAAGGGGGCAGUCACCAUCACCAUCCUGCUGGGGGUCUUCGUCUUCUGCUGGGCCCCCUUCUUCCUCCACCUCGUCCUCAUAAUAACCUGCCCCACCAAUCCCUACUGCGUCUGCUACACUGCCCACUUCAACACCUACCUGGUCCUCAUCAUGUGUAACUCCAUCAUCGACCCGCUGAUCUACGCCUUCCGGAGCCUGGAGCUGCGCAACACCUUCAAGGAGAUCCUCUGCAGCUGCAAUGGCAUGAACUUGGGAUAA